Molecule: messenger RNA, 852 nt
Organism: Stylonychia lemnae
Lineage: Eukaryota; Ciliophora; Spirotrichea; Sporadotrichida; Oxytrichidae
Source: the annotation of a GenBank genome assembly
AUGGAUAUUUCAAGAUUCAUUGAAAGAUAAGACCUUAUAACAGAAGCUGAAAAAGAUUUUGAAAUACCGUUUAUGUAUCAUAAAUCCAUUGAAGUCAGUGACACAACUGAUUUCAGUGAUGCAUACUUUUUACUUCAUAAUGGAGAAGGCUUGGUAAUAAUAUUGCAUGAGAUGAGUAUGGAAAGGCAUGAAUUUUCAAAAAGUGAUUCUUAAAAGAAACUUGAAAUAGUCCAACUCUAAAUGCCUACGUAUGAAAAAAAUGAAGGAUAUAAGAUUGUAGUUUCAGCUAACUAGGCAUUCUCAGUUCAUCUUUUGUUAAAGCGAGAUAAGAUUUAUAUAACAAAAGAAUUCGAUAUUAAUGUAUCUAAUCAACAGUCAAAGCCAUUUUCUGACUUUCAUUCAGCAUUUACACUUGAUAUCGAGAACCACAUUGUUUUAUUCAACAAACAGCAUGCCCUUAUAUUGGAUCUUAAAAAUCGUCAAGUUAAUUAAGUAUAUGACAUAAACUGCUAAGGAUUUAUCCUUUUCAAUCUCAUUAUUAACUAUGCAGUCUGCUAUGAAUCACCUAUUUCUCCUUCUUAAGGACUUAAAAUGAUAGAUGCCAUUGCCUUAUCUGAAUCUAAUGAGAUUAAAAUGCUUUUACUAAAAGAGGAAGAUAUUGGAGCUUAUUCAAAUAUCUACUUUGACUCAGAUAUUUCUAGAAUUUGUUUCAUGUAGUCCGUUCACCAUAUUAUUAUUACUCCUUACAUGCACACUAACAUUAAUAAAUUUAUGGGAAUGGGAAACCCAGCAGAAUAUCUAUUUCAUAAAAUUAAUUUUAAUAUCGAAGACAGAAAUAAAGAACUGUAAUGA